Messenger RNA from Mycena citricolor, 1668 nucleotides. The record is from the annotation of a GenBank genome assembly. NCBI's taxonomy places the organism in Eukaryota, Fungi, Basidiomycota, Agaricomycetes, Agaricales, Mycenaceae.
AUGGCUACUCCCACUCCCAUGCCAGCCAGAGGCGAUCAAAACGCCCCAGUCUUUGAUUCGUCCAAGCCCCACGAGUUGCGCCGUUAUUUCCUCGAUCUGGAGUUCCUUCUAGCUCGAUCUGCCGUCACUGACGCUGCCCAAAUGAAGGGGCAUGCGGUCAGAUUCCUUUCCGUCGAAGAUCAGGAGAUUUGGGAAGGUCUACCGUCGUUCUCAGACGCCAACAAAUCGUACCACGACUUCAAAUUGGACGCCCUCAGCCUCUACGCAGGGAACGACACAGAUCGUCGUUUCAGCCUCGACGAUUUGGACAUGCUCGUUGGGCAGACAUCUCGCAUGGGAAUCCACACAAAGGACGACCUCACACAAUUUUAUCGACGAUUCCUACACAUCACAACAUUCCUGAUUAGCAAACAACGACUCUCUGUGGCAGAACAGAGCCGAUUUUUCCUUCGAGCUAUGAAUCCAGCCUCGUUGUCCGUCUCAGUUCGCCAGAGACUUCAGAUCAAGAAGCCAGACGUUCACCCUGAGGAUCCAUAUGAUUUGUCAGAUCUGUACGACGCUGCUAAAUUCGUCCUUUCAGGAUCAUCGACCUUACUUCCUGGAAUGCCCACGUCUCAGCCCGGAACCGAGCUCACAAUCAAAUCAGACCCUGGAAUUACUGCACUAGUUUCAUCCGUCUCAGAUCUAGUUCGAAUAAUUGCUGCUCAACACGCCAAUCCUGGUGCCCCAGCACAAUCACAGUCCGCCAACGCCCUGCCCCGCCGUCGCCGUCCUGAUGGCUGCAGUUAUUGCAGUGAUCUCGAGCAUUUUAUCAGCCAAUGUCCCCACGUUUCGACGGAUAUUCGAGACGGAAAAUGCCGCCGCAAUGUGGAUGGGAAAGUCGUCCUCCCCUCAGGCGCAUAUGUGCCAAAUAUUGUCCAAGGAAAGGAUCUUCGAGAGCGCAUUCAGAAGUGGCAUGAAGCGAACCCAGGUCAGGCAGCAGCUCCGCAGAUGAUUUUGGAAGUUUCUCACCAGAAUUUGCUGUCUUCUGCGGCGCCUGGGCUCGUUCAAACGUUCAAACUCACGGACGAAGAACGAAUGGCAGUUCUGACGGCUGAAAUUAAUCAACUACGCACACGGGCCCAAGCUAAACGCGCUAUGGAAGUUGCUAAUCAACCAGAAGUCCCUGAACGCACUAUUCCACCGGCGGUAGCGCGAAAUCCAGUCGUUCCACCUGUUCCAAUCGAAACCGUCCCUCCUGCGACCGCCCCUGCUGCUCCAGUUGCCCCGCCUCAACCCCCAAUCCAUCCGUACGCCGCAGCUCGUGAUGGCGCUUACGCACCGCCCAAAGAACGAAAUGUUGGGAUUCCAGCGCAGAAAUCACAACCCCCACGCUCUUCGGCUCCGAUCUACAACCCCAAAGAUGCUGCAGCUGUUUUCGACGCCAUUUUGGACAUCCCUGUCACCCAGACGCUUCACCAGACCCUGUCGAUUGCCCCAGAAGUCCGUGCUCAAUUCCGCAAAGCCACUAGUUUCCGUCGUCCCCCUGCCAAGACUGGCGAGGCAGUGCCUCAAUUCCUGCAUCCUGUCACUGAUAGCACGCCCUACGACCUUCCAUAUGCUCAGGACGACUCAGAUUUGGUCGAAAAACCAGACGUUGCCCCCAGACGCUUGGGUGGUCCCAGAUAA